Messenger RNA from Drosophila ficusphila, 1766 nucleotides. RefSeq lists its product as uncharacterized. Lineage: Eukaryota; Metazoa; Arthropoda; Insecta; Diptera; Drosophilidae. The record is from RefSeq and is a predicted model, not a curated record.
GCUACGGCCCCACUAACCGCGUCUUAAAAAAGAAUAUAAAAAAAAUCUUGUCUGAAACUAAAAAUAUUGAUUAUUGUCCUCUGCCCGUCCGCAUUUAGUGAAAAGGAGCCAUUGACCAGUUAGCCGAGGCCCAAAUAACGAUCGAAAUGCCCAAGGAAGACGCCGAGCCGUCGGCGAGUAGCGUUGCGUGUACCAAGGAAAGCGACGUGCCUCACGCGGAAAAUGCGGCCCACAAGGAAAGCGACGCUUCCGGCCCUGCCAGCGCCUCGCACACUCCCCCACCCGCUCAGGAAGACGCCGAGGAGGCGGAGCUGCUGGAACGGAUGCGUGGUGACGCAGUGGGCAGCACAAUGUACAGCAGUCGCUUCAUCCUGCAGACGAUAAUGAAGCUGGUGGAGCUGCAGCCGAACUCACCGCUGGAACAGCAGCUGGAAGACGAUUUAUGCAAGGUGUGGGAUAUGUCGGUAUCCCCCGAGGUGGUUACACUGCUUCUGGAAAACGAGGCCAUCGAUCCAAUCAUGUAUUCACUGAUAGCUGGCUGCGAGGAUGUGCGUCUCUACGAGAUUCUCAUCGGCUUGCUAGGCAACAUGUGCGCCCAGGUGGAGUGCGCCGAGCUGCUCACCUGCAAUCACAGCACGAUGGAGACUUUUAAACUGACCAACUGCAUGGACACCGCCAUGCUCAUACAGCUGAUGCGCCUCUUCCAGUACAUCAUGGCCCACGUGCUAAGCGGUAAGGAACAAUUCGCCGUGGACUGGUACAUCUGCUUCGCCGCCUUCGAAAACUCCGCAAAGAAUCUGGGCAAGAUUCUGCAGCAGUCCGUAAGUGAUGAGCUGCUUGUGGCUGCUCUUAAGGCUACAAAUGCCGUGCUCGCCAGCUGUGCUUUGGUUGAGGAGGAAAACGCCAAGUCGACCCACAAUCUAAAGCCUUUUGCAGAGGUUUUUUUGAUCCCAGAACUCUGCGAUGGCGUGAAUAGCGCCUUCCUGCGACUCAUGCGCGAUGACCAGGCCAAGUUGGCCGACGAAGAAGCCGGCGAGGAGAACGAAGAGGCGGAAGAAGCAGCCGCCAACCAAGACAGUGACGAGGAUGCCGACGUCGGCUACGACUCAUGUGGUCCGAAAAUAACCUGUGAUGUGGAGAUCAUACAAACCUACCUCAACAUUUGCACUAUCCUGGUCCAGCUGCCGGAGGCGCAGGCCUCGAUGGACGUCUACGCACCCAGCAUAGUCAGUUGUCUCGCGCGGAUACUGCAGUUUCUGCAGCAGCCGCUGCAACUCAUUCCAUUGGGCGAGCGGCAGGAGGAAUACCUGGAGGACCUGGCGCACAUAUGGAGUCGCCUAAAGUACUUUUAUAACAAGGAAGCCUUCUCAAAUCUUCUGGAACUGUGGUACAGACUUAAACAGCACAUUGACAACUACACCGGAAACGAUCCAGAGUCCAAUGACUUCGAGGACGACGAGGAGGAGGAGGACGCUCCCAAGGAGCAGUACGUUGAGAACGCCUUCAAGCUGUUGCGCCUGCUAGCCUGCAUGGUGAUAAAAGCGGAAAACUCGGAUCUCCAGGAGAUUGGCGACGAAAAAGUGCAGCUCUUUGUGUCUGCGCUAAAAGCCGAAGAGGAAGAUGCAAUCUUCUCGAAGGCCCUCGAAUGCCUGAGCGACAAAGUGGAUAAGGAAUCGGGCCAAGCCUAAGGGAUAUACCUCCGUAGAAGAAAAGACAAAAAUGACUGAGAUUGUAGCUUGCAGCACAAUAUAUUCGUAACUUAGUGA